Messenger RNA from Hipposideros armiger (great roundleaf bat), 1655 nucleotides. RefSeq names its product 3-oxoacyl-ACP synthase, mitochondrial (gene OXSM). Gene Ontology annotation, biological process: fatty acid biosynthetic process. Gene Ontology annotation, cellular component: mitochondrion. The coding region runs from base 218 to 1597 and encodes 459 amino acids. Lineage: Eukaryota; Metazoa; Chordata; Mammalia; Chiroptera; Hipposideridae. The transcript has 3 exons. Gene Ontology annotation, molecular function: 3-oxoacyl-[acyl-carrier-protein] synthase activity. The record is from RefSeq and is a predicted model, not a curated record.
UGCGCGUGCGCGUGCGCGUGCGCAAGCGAGCGUCGUCGCCGAAGACGGUCGCUGUGUGAGUGGCUAGAGGCCUGUUGAAGCUCACAGGAAGCACCUGAAAGACUACCUCGGGAAUAUUGUUUCUUAGGCCUUUAAGCUAUUUAAACAACAGUGAGUAUCUCUUGGGCCUGUUGUGGUCUGUUACAGGAGCGUGUUUCUGAUCAUCAGAAUCUCAACCAUGUUUUCAAACUGCUUGCCAAAUAUCCUAAAAAUCACAAACCCUUGUCUAUAUUCAAGAUUAUGCCAGCGAUUAAUAAGAAGUAAAAGACGUUUUGGAACUGUGCCAACAUCCAGAUUACAUAGGCGGGUUGUCAUCACGGGCAUUGGCUUAGUGACCCCUCUUGGUGUCGGGACACAACUGGUAUGGGAUCGUCUGAUCCGAGGAGAGAGUGGGAUCAUUUCACUGGUUGGUGACGAGUAUAAGAGUAUCCCUUGCAGUGUUGCUGCUUAUGUGCCAAGAGGUUGUGAAGAAGGUCAGUUCAAUGAACAAAACUUUGUGUCCAAAUCAGAUAUCAAGUCCAUGUCUUCUCCUACCAUCAUGGCCAUUGGGGCUGCAGAGUUAGCCAUGAAAGAUGCUGGCUGGCAUCCUCAGUCAGAAGCUGAUCAAGUGGCUACAGGCGUUGCAAUUGGCAUGGGAAUGGUUCCUCUUGAAGUUGUUUCUGAAACUGCUCUGAUGUUUCAGACAAAAGGUUACAAUAAAGUCAGCCCUUUCUUUGUCCCUAAGAUUCUAGUCAAUAUGGCAGCAGGCCAGGUCAGCAUUCGAUAUAAACUCAGAGGCCCCAAUCAUGCAGUAUCUACAGCCUGCACAACAGGAGCUCAUGCUGUGGGAGACUCUUUUAGAUUUAUAGCCCAUGGUGAUGCUGAUGUGAUGGUGGCUGGAGGUACAGAUUCUUGCAUUAGCCCUUUAUCUCUUGCUGGGUUUUCCAGAGCCCGUGCUCUGAGCACAAAUUCUGAUCCUAAGUUGGCAUGUCGACCAUUUCAUCCCAAAAGAGAUGGUUUUGUAAUGGGAGAAGGUGCAGCUGUGCUGGUGCUGGAAGAACAUAAACAUGCCGUUCAAAGAGGGGCCCGGAUCUAUGCAGAAGUUUUGGGCUAUGGACUCUCAGGCGAUGCUGGUCACAUAACUGCCCCCGAUCCUGAAGGAGAAGGUGCCUUAAGAUCUAUGACGGCUGCUGUAAAGGAUGCAAAUGUACAGCCGGAAGAGAUAUCCUAUGUCAAUGCACAUGCUACUUCCACACCAUUGGGAGAUGCUGCUGAAAACAAAGCUAUCAAAUAUCUUUUCAAAGACCAUGCAUAUGCACUUGCCAUUUCCUCAACUAAGGGAGCCACAGGACAUCUGCUGGGAGCUGCUGGGGCAGUUGAAGCAGCGUUUACCGCUCUGGCUUGUUAUCAUCGAAAACUACCACCUACUUUAAACCUGGAUUGUACAGAACCAGAAUUUGAUCUCAAUUAUGUUCCACUAAAGGCACAGGAAUGGAAAACUGAGAAAAGAUGUAUUGGACUCACCAAUUCCUUUGGUUUUGGUGGUACUAAUGCAACACUUUGUAUUGCUGGCAUGUAGAACAAAUCAUUUGUAAUUAAACAUUGAUUUUUUAAUGUUAUAAACAAACUAUAUUAAG